GGGCGUCGUCUCCACCUUCAUCGCCCCGGUCAUCGCCGCCGUCGGCUCAAGCGCCCAGGCUCUCUUGAGCCAGAUGGCGGCAGGCGCUCCGUUGGGGCGCGAUUUCUCACUGGCCACAGUGCUCGCUCCCCUUCCACCGGCGGCCUUCGGUGAUGUGGCGCGGGUGCUUUCCGCGGCCCCCUCGGCCUUGGCAGUGCCUUUCGUCCGGGUGCUCGCGGAGCGGAACCACGGGGUCGAGUUGACCGACAACGCCGUGACGAAUGUCAUUUGGAAGCUCGCUCACUAUCUUAACUUCGGCAAGGGCGUUGAUUUUGAUUUCAACAAUCCGUACCUCAAAGAACUGCAGAAGCUGGUGCCUUCGGCCCCCACAGUUGAGGUGCGCUCCACUCACGGUCGUUGCCCCCGGUGCCACAUGGCAGACCUCCAGAAGUGCGCCCUAAAGACAUGCAGCCGGGCGGCCUUCAAUGUUCAACGGCGCAAUCGCGGCAAGAUGGUUCUGGAGACCCGGCACCGCGUUUACACCAUGGGCGCCGGGAUCCAGAACGCCUCCUUCUCGGAGGAAUACUGCCCCAAGUGCGCCUUGCAUUUCCUCGGGCAGUGGCAGUACGAGAAGCACGACAGAAGUAGCGGGCGAGGGACUUACGGGAAGAUGAUAAACAUCAAGCUCGUUUCGGGGUCCAGCUCCCUCAAGUAUUUCUUCGUUCCGCGCGAGAAGGCUUGGCACGCCGUCGACGCGAAGCUAUUGCAGUUCCUCACGGACGAGCUACACCACAGUGGGGGGACAUUCAAUUCUGCAGUUCUGGCAUGGAGCGAGCACCGCACUGAGCUCGCGCAGCGAGGGCUGAUUCCUGGCGAAGACUUGACGCUUCUACGAGCCAAUGGCGUUCGCUUGGAGGACGCUUGGUAUGCGCGCCACGCUGCCCGCCUCGCCGGCGGCGCCGCAUCCGAACUCACGUGGUCUUUCACCAGGGGCGGCUUGGAGUCGACGUUGCUCGCUCUCGCGCCAGCCGUGCGCCAAGCCCACGUCGAGCGCGCCGUUGAGCACGCCCGCACUUGCCCGAAGUGUGCUGGCGAUCUCCUUGUCCUUCUGGACGGGAAAUACGGUGCGCGUCGAUUCAUAUGUGGCGGGCUGGACGGUUACGAAAACAUGGGCACGCUGCAGAUGGAACUCUACACGGGGUGUCUGAAGAAUACGGAGAUUUUGGGCAUCGCUCCCGCGGCCGCCCCGAACGGCGAAGCGUCUGCCCUGAGAUACUUGGUGCGCUGCUCGGACCCAGACAAUCCGAGCGAGACCUUCGACGCCUUCCUGCCGAGGGCGGAAGUAUCACAAGAGCUGCUAGCAACCUACGAGAAGUCUCUGCUUCCAGCAAAUGGAGACCAUGGGAACAAGAAGGCGCGGCCUGCGUGGCUCAAAGGCCACCGACAGGUCACGCGCUGGCUGAAGGGGGCGAGGCGGCGCCCGGGGGCGCCGCGGCCGCGGUCGCACUUCCGCGGCGACGGCACGUUCCCGCCGACCAGCGGCAGCAGGGCUGCCAAGGAAGCGGAAGGUGCGAAGCGCCAGCUUUGCCGCGGCUGGCUUGCGCUGGACGAGGAACAGAAGCAGUCCAUCCUGGCCUGCGGCGUCGACAAGCUCCAGGGCUCCGACAAAGUCCGGCGAUGCACUGGCGGUAUUAUGACGGCCGUCGCGUCUUGCGGCUGGCUCAUGGAUUGGAUGGAGCUGACCCGCGGCGAAUCCAUCGAGGUCGUGUACGCCUUCGCCUUGCGGCUCCACAAGGACGCCCGGGGCCUCGGCUGCGUCAUCGGGUGGCUCGGCUACGACAACGCCUGCAAGUUGCUCUCCAUGGCACGCGCCAAGAAAGAUGAUUUUCUGCCGUGGACGAAAUCGCUGGCUGAGGAAGUGCGCAUUGUCCUGGACGGUUUCCACAGGGACAACCACACGUGGUGUCUGAAUGCGCUCCCGGAAGUUGACCCGCUGCAGCCGGCGAACGAGAAGUUUUUGGCGUUAAAGAACACGGAGGCUUGCGAGCAGCUCAAUGCGUGGAUGAGCCCCCGGACGCGCAUGUGCCUCGAGAUGACGAGAGCCCAUUUCCAGCUCCACUGCAAGCGCCGCCGCUUCGCCGCCGGGGCCCUGAAGCACGACCCCGACCUGCCGGCCCCGCGCAGGCGCCCGGCGGCUUGA
Molecule: messenger RNA, 2179 nt
Organism: Prorocentrum cordatum
Lineage: Eukaryota; Dinophyceae; Prorocentrales; Prorocentraceae
Source: the annotation of a GenBank genome assembly